ACACAAAUUUCAAAGCUUCGCCAUGCCACCAAUUCGUACAGGAUAUCGGGAAAAGUUGGUGGAACAAGAGGGCAAGAUCCUACUUGCUAUUUCCGAUUUAAAAAAUGGCAAAAUUCGAUCAAUUCGUCAAGCCGUACGCAUUUACAAUGUUCCUUACACAACUCUCCAUGACCGACUCAAUGGCAUUGAAUAUAAGAUUGAAAAACGCGCCAAUAGUCAUGUAUUGACUCAGAACGAAGAAGAAUCUCUUCUAAAAUGGAUCCUUGACCUCGAUAAGCGCGGAUUACCUCCCCGGCCAUCCCUCGUACAAGAUAUGGCAGAUCUUCUUCUUUCUCAAAAUGGAAAUAAACAUGUCAGUGAGAGAUGGGUUUAUCGAUUUGUUGAUCGACAUCCGGAAGUCAAACUACGAUUUUCACGAAGAUAUAACUACGAGCGAGCAAAAUGUGAGGAUAUUAAGAUAAUCCGAGAGCAUUUUAACCGCGUACAAGAGGUCAUCCAAGAAUAUGGGAUCUUAUCGGAAGAUAUAUAUAAUUUUGAUGAGACUGGCUUCGCUAUGGGUCUCUGUGCUUCUGCAAAAGUUAUUACAGGCAGCGAUCGAUAUGGAAGGCCUUAUUUAUUGCAACCUGGCAAUCGCGAGUGGGUUACAGCAAUUGAAGCAGUUAAUUCCACUGGAUGGGCUUUGCCCUCAUACGUUAUCUUCAAAGCAACAACCUAUUAUCAACAAGGCUGGUUUGAGACUCUUCCACAAGAUUGGAGACUUGAUAUUAGUAAAAAUGGCUGGACAACAGAUGAGAUUGGAAUACGGUGGCUUCAAAAGCACUUUAUUCCUCAUACGACAAGCCGUACGAAGGGGAGAUAUCGGAUGCUUAUUCUUGAUGGCCAUGGAAGCCAUUUGACACCUCAAUUUGAUCAAAUUUGCACUGAAAAUAACAUUAUACCAGUGUGUAUGCCACCUCAUUCCUCGCAUCUCUUACAGCCUCUAGAUGUGAGUUGUUUUGCAGUUCUAAAACGACAAUAUGGACGGCUUGUUGAGCAACGUGUACGGCUUGGGUUCAAUCAUAUUGAUAAAUAUGACUUUCUUACGGCUUUUCCAGAGGCUCGUGCAAUGGCAUAUAAAGCUGAAAAUGUUCAGAAUGGCUUCAAAGCUACUGGAUUAGUGCCAUAUAAUCCAGAUCAUGUUUAUGAAAAGCUUACAGUUCAACUUCGGACCCCGACACCCCCUCCUAGUCGAUCAAGUAAUUCACAAUCUUCUUGCCAGCAAACACCUCAAAAUCCACGUCAAUUCAACCGUCAGACGGCAACAAUAAAGAAGCGUAUUAAUGAUCGUACAAUAGGUCCAUUUGAGGUGGUUGAUCAAGCGAUAAACCGGCUGUCCAAAGCAUACGAAAUGAGCAGGAAUGAGCUUCUGAUUAUACAGAAAGAGGUGCAUGAUUUACGAGCCGCAAAUGAGAAGGAAAAGAAAAAACGUAAAAGGUCUAGAGCUCAGAUAUCUCAUGAAGGAUCUCUUACAGCGCAGGAAGCUCAGGAGCUAAUAGGCAGUCGGAAUGAGGCAUCUCAACCUAUCCCGACUGCACCAGUCGAAUCCGAACCCCAAACCUCUCAACCACGCCUACGAGCGCCACCGAAGUGCAGUGGAGCGCGUUUUCCGGAGAAAGUGAUCGGGUGGGUGUCAUGA
Messenger RNA from Talaromyces stipitatus ATCC 10500, 1675 nucleotides. Its product is annotated as pogo transposable element, putative. The coding region runs from base 23 to 1675 and encodes 550 amino acids. The record is from RefSeq and is a predicted model, not a curated record. The transcript has 2 exons. Lineage: Eukaryota; Fungi; Ascomycota; Eurotiomycetes; Eurotiales; Trichocomaceae. Gene Ontology annotation, cellular component: nucleus. Gene Ontology annotation, molecular function: DNA binding.